GCAGAAUGGCUCCUGCAAAGAGGGGCAGAGAGAAGGAGAGACGCUCGGCCAUCAACAAGGUGGUGACAUGUGAGUUCAAUAUCCACAAGUGCAUCCACAGCAUGGGCUUCAAGAAACGUGCUCCUCGGGCACUCAGAGAGAUCCAGAGAUUUGCCAUGAAAGAGAUGGGCACUCCAGAUGUGCGCGUUGACACCAGGCUCAACAAAGCUGUCUGGGCCAAAGGAAUAAGGAAUGUCCCCUACUGCAUCCCGGUACGGUUGUCCAGAAAACACAAUGCAAAUGAAGAUUCACUAAACAAGCUGUAUACACUGGUUACCACUUUCAAAAAUCUACAGACAGUCAAUGUGGAUGAGAACGAAAUAUUAAUUGUCAAAUAA
This is a messenger RNA of Erinaceus europaeus (western European hedgehog), 377 nucleotides long. RefSeq names its product large ribosomal subunit protein eL31-like. The record is from RefSeq and is a predicted model, not a curated record. Bases 6 to 377 code for a protein of 123 amino acids. The transcript has a single exon. NCBI's taxonomy places the organism in Eukaryota, Metazoa, Chordata, Mammalia, Eulipotyphla, Erinaceidae. Gene Ontology annotation, molecular function: structural constituent of ribosome. Gene Ontology annotation, cellular component: cytosolic large ribosomal subunit; ribosome. Gene Ontology annotation, biological process: cytoplasmic translation.